CAGUCUGCAUUUACCUGCUUUCAAACAUGGCGACCGAGGGCACGUAGUAUUUUGUUUUGGGCUAAAAUAUCAAGGAUUUCCUAACAUUUUGACCACAUGCAAGCUAUUUGGUUACCAGAAAACCCUCACCGUGUCGUCAUUACUAUUUUGUCUUGCACGUUAAGUUGUCUUCACGAGUAACGCGGAGAUGUAUCGUCGCGGAGCGGCGAAGAAAGACCACAAAAACAAACCGGUGAAGAAGGAUGUGAGCGACAGUGAUAAAUAUGCCGACCUCUUGGUGUUCGGCUAUGCCUGCAAACUGUUUCCAGACGACGAAAAGGCUCUUUACCACGAACAGGGAAAACAUCUUAUCCCAUGGAUGGGGGACAAGAGCAUCAUGAUUGAUAGAUACGAUGGGCGUGGUCACUUACAUGACCUUUCAGAGUAUGACAGCGGAUCGUGGAAUACAUCCUACCAGCUAUCGGAGGAAGAGGACAGGAUUGAGGCGCUAUGUGAUGAGGAGAGGUACCUGGCUCUGCACACUGACCUGCUGGAAGAGGAAGCAAGACAAGAGGAGGAGUACAAACGCCUGAGCGAGGCUCUGGCAGAUGAAGGCACCUACAAUGCAGUGGCUUUCAAAUACAGCGCUGAUUACUAUGACCCCUCUCAGCCCACAGAGGAGGAGGAUGCUAACAGGGAAGCCGAAGAGGCAGAGCCCGAGGAGAGUGAGGAACCAUUCGUCGCACCCCCAGGGCUCACUAUCCCUCCUGAUGUGGAAUUGCCGGCAACCAUCAAGACCCACAACAUCAUAGAGAGGACAGCAAAUUUUGUAUGUCAGCAGGGGGCACAGUUUGAGAUAGUCCUGAAAGCUAAGCAGUCUGGUAACUCCCAGUUCGACUUUCUCCGUUUUGACCAUUACUUGAACCCUUAUUACAAACACAUCCUGCGGGCCAUGAAGGAAGGUCGAUACAACCUUGCCUCCUCCAGCAAGCAAGAGCAGACGCAGGACUCCCACUCUGAUGAUUCAGAUGAGGAUGGGGAUGGCAGUUACCUCCAUCCCAGCCUGUUUGCCCCUAAAAGAUGCUCUCGCCUGGAGGAACUGGUGAAGCCUCUCAAAGUAAUGGACCCAGAUCAUCCCCUGGCUGCACUCAUACGAAAAGCCAAGCAGGAGAGAAAUGGCACUGCAGCAAUGGCAGCCACACCAGAGGAAGCGCCAGACCAAGCUGUAUCCAGCACACCAGCGGAAUACACUACUGACCCAAAUGCAGCAGCAAUGUACUACGGGUACUACAUGCUUCCUGAUGGAACGUUCUGCUUGGCCCCGCCUCCUCCGGGGAUUGAUGCCAGCUCCUACUAUAACAAUGUACCUGCAGCUGUCAUGGCUCCCGCGACUUCUUCUGGGGCUUUGCCUAAUCUGGGAACAACACCCACUCCACUUGAAACUACCCCCAUGGUAGCACCAGCUACAACCCCUUCUCAGAUCACCAGCUCUGCUGUUCCUGCUGUUGUACCAGAAACCAGGUUAAAACCUGAAGCUCAAGUUUCCACACAAGCAGUACCAGCCAUCAUUCCUCCACCACCUGACAUCCAACCAGUCAUUGACAAGUUGGCCGAGUAUGUUGCAAGGAACGGUGUUAAGUUUGAGGCCAGUGUCCGUGCCAAGAAUGAUCCACGGUUUGACUUCCUGCAGUCUUGGCAUCAGUACAACACCUAUUACGAGUUUAAGAAGAAUUACUUCAUGCAGAAGGAAGGGAAAUGCUUUCUUGAGAACGAGACAGUAGAUGAUGAUGAGGACAAUCUUGAAUCAGACACAUCGCUCAAAGACUCCAAGCUGACAAAAGCCUCUUUUGCCCCCAUCUGUUUUGCCAUCAAGGCAAAGGAAAAUGACAUGCUGCCACUGGAGAAGAACAGAGUUCGACUGGACGAUGAUGAUGACUCCGACGAGGACAAGUUGCUGGAGGAGCAGGGCCUGGAGGCUGUGAUGGGCGGGGCUGAUACAGCUGACAAGGAGCCUCCUGCAGUCAGUGCACCAGAAGAGAAGAGACCGACCCUCACUUUGGAGGAGUUGGAGGCCAAACAAGCCAAGCAGAAACUGGAGGAUCGUCUCGCAGCUGCAGCCAGGGAGAAGCUGGCCCAGGCAUCUAAGGAGUCCAAGGAGAAACAGCUCCAGGCAGAGAGGAAGAGGAAGGCAGCGCUCUUCCUACAGACCCUCCGGAGCCCCUAUGCUGGGGAGCCUGAGGCCAAGAGGGCUGAGCUAGACUCAUCUGUACAGCUUGAGAUGCAAGAAGCCCUCUCCAUUUUGUCUGAUGCUGUACCCCCUCAACACUCCCAUGCACUACCUGCAUAUCCUCAGGAACAAAGACCUGCCAUAGAGAUCCAAGUAGCCCAUCGCAGCAGGGAGGCCCCAUCCUCCUCAUCGUCCCAUGCGACAUCCAGAGGAGCAGCCAGAGACCGAGACAGUGAUAGAGACAGGGAGAGAGAGAGGGAUAGAGAGAGAGAUCGGGACAGAGAUAGAGAUAGAGACAGAGAGAGAGAUAGAGACAGAGAAAAAGAGAGAGAUAGGGACAGAGAAAAAGAGAGAGAUCGAGACAGAGAGAGAGACAGGAACAAGGGGAGGGACAAAGACAAAAAGAAGAAAAAACAUAAGAAGAGGUCAAGAUCCAGAUCGAGGUCAAGGUCAAAGACGAAGAGCAAACACUCCCUUCCCAGUGCCUACAGGAGAUCCCGCAGGUCCCGAUCCCGCUCACACUCCCCGGGGAGAAAGGACAGGAGGGGCCUCUCGUCGGAGAGGAGACGUGAGGACAGAGAGCGUGAGCGCCAUCAUCCCAGCAGCAGCUCCAGUCUGCCCAGGGGGCAUUCGAGAUCGAGAUCCCCUCCUGAAAAAAGGAGCUCCUUGUCAUCCUCAGGACAGAUGCAACGUGUGGGUUCCUCUCUCUCCCCGUAUUCAUCACCCAGACGAGUUUUGUCCCCAUCAGCGAGCCCAGCCUCCAGCCUGGCCCACUCCAGGGGCGGUUCUCUGGAGAAAGACAAGGCAGUGUCUUCAUCCAUAGUAUCCUCUGUUCAGUCCAAAAUAACUCAGGAUCUGAUGGCCAAAGUGCGAGCCAUGCUUGCCACCUCCAAGACCUUCCAGCCUCCAAAUUCCUAAGCGGGGCGCGGCGUCCUCGCCAGCCGCGACCACCUCGGUGAACCAGUGGACGGCACUCUCCGAUUUCCUGGAGAUUUAAUUGGCCUGGAUCUGUUUCAUCUCCCCGUGUUUAUCCGUGAUUUAUUUUCUUUCAUCUCGACUUGGGGCGUCGGCAGAUUCGGUUUGGCUGCAGUGUGUCUUCUGCAGCAUUGUUAAGCGGCGACACGAAGGCAGUCGUCGAGCAGAAAUGUGUGGUUUCACACCGGACCUGAGAAAAAAAAAAAAGAGCUCAUCAGCCGGGAGACGGUGUCAGCAGUUGGCAUCUUUUGGGUGCGGGAGAAUCAAAUGUGAAAAUAAUCCAUGUGUUAUUUUUGCAUCCCGUUUUGAAACACUCAUUUUACUCCCACGUUCCUUUUGCAGCAUUACCUAAAGCUGGUGCGGGUCUGUAUUCUCUCCUUCUAUGAAGGGUUGUGUUGUUUUGAUCAUUUCGAUUCUGUCCUCCCUCAGCCACUAUUCUCCGCUGUCGUUUUCCCUCUCAGGUCCUCCCCCAACUGUCCUUUGUCUCCAGCGCCUCACACUUUCUGUUUGAGAAGCCGUUUUAAUUUUCCUCUCUGUCCUUCAGCUCUAGUGCGUGGCCUUCUCUUUCUGUUCCUGGUUUGUACUGUAAUUAUUAAAUACAGAACAACUUUGUAAUCCAGACUGUCAAUAAAGUUUCAAUUAUGAUUUA
Molecule: messenger RNA, 3830 nt
Organism: Acanthopagrus latus (yellowfin seabream)
Lineage: Eukaryota; Metazoa; Chordata; Actinopteri; Spariformes; Sparidae
Gene: sfswap
Product: splicing factor SWAP
Exons: 19
Coding region: 188-3124 (978 amino acids)
Biological process (GO): RNA processing; mRNA 5'-splice site recognition
Molecular function (GO): RNA binding
Source: RefSeq, a predicted model, not a curated record